UGUUGUUUGUUGCCAGUGUGGGGAUCACGUGACACACGCUCUCCCCAGAGAGCACUUCCGGUAACGUUUCCUGUGUUUGUAAACUGAAAAGAUUGUCCGACAAGAAAACAUUGGGCUACUGUAAACGAAGAGGAGUAAGGCUUGGGCCCCUGAUGGUUGGGGCUUGUGUGGUCUCUAAACACUCUCUCUGCCCCGAGCGAAGUUCUCUGUAAUCCAACACACACACACACACACUCUCAUCACUGCGAUGUCACACCUUUCCAACACCUCAGUGCGAGAUCACAUGAAAUGGGCUGGGUUGCUUGGCUGUGAAGCGGUGCUGUCCAGCAUGGCACUCAUGCAGGCCGGCUCCAUGCCCAGCCAUAAGAAGAUGGGCUCUCAUCUGGGCCAGGGACAGAGAGAAAACAGUCACAGCCACAAUCACAACCAGGACACCCACAGCCAACACGGCCACAUGGUGCUUCCCUCAGGAGUCAGCUGCCCACCACUGCUCAUCCGCAAGGACGGAGAGUUUCACUCUUCCAGGCUCUUGGAUGAAAAAGACAUGCAAGCCAGCCAGAACGUGCAGCCAAAGAAGAAGAACAGGAAGUCUGGACUUCCCACCAAAAUGAGAGAAAAACCCCAGGUGGAGAUUCCUGACGUUAAUGACGAUAACUCACUCAGCUCUCAAGUGCAGAAGAACUUCAUAUGUGAGCACUGCUACAGUGCUUUCCGCAGUAGUUACCACCUCAAACGGCACAUUCUCACCCAUACAGGGGAAAAGCCAUUUGCAUGUGAUAUGUGUGACAUGAGGUUUAUUCAGCGCUACCAUCUGGAAAGACAUAAGCGUGUUCACAGCGGUGAGAAGCCUUAUCAGUGUGACCGCUGCCAACAGAACUUUUCCAGAACUGACCGGCUACUACGACAUCGACGUUUGUGUGCCGUGGGCAUCCCUAAAGAGGAGAACCAGCCGUGCUGUGAGGGACGGUCUUAUUCUCAGGACCCCUCCCAGCACUCGGCGUCCUGGAGCCCACUGCAGACAAACAACAGCAGGCUGGCGGCAUGACAGCCGUCCGAUCGUGUUCAAACCACUUCCCAGCAAACACAAUGGACUCGCCAACAUGACCUGACCGGGGUCUGAGCCUGUAAAAACUGUUUAAAGACUCCAACACGUCCAGCUCGGAUUCAGUCGGCUCAACCCCAGUGGACUGUUUUAUACUGCUUAGACUCUGGGAAAUAGCGUAUUUUGUAAUUUAGACGGUACUGUGAUCAGCAGGUGGGUUAGUUGUGCAUUCAUCCCAGUCAGUAAUGACUUCUGCUAGUUUAGAAAUGCUUGCUUAUGUAGUUCCCAUGCAGGACUGUAGAUUGUUGGGAUUCUCAGUGUUACAAUGCGCUUACAUUUACUGUUGCUCUGCGAAAUGUUGCAAGCAAAAUCCAGUCAUUUCAAUAGGGAUCUGCACAAUCGGGAGUUUCACAUGAAGCUGAAAAAGUUCCACAAGCAGAUUUAGCUUCUUUUUAAGUUGGUUACACAAAUUCACAGCUUAGACCAAGAGAAAGCUACUUGGUUUUAAAGUGACGUGUGCUACAUGCAUCACUACACUACUGACAAAAGACAAUGGGCCUUUUCCGCCACAAAAUUUCACUGAAUUUACAGAAUUACAAACAAGUCAGUCGUAGUAACCGUAGACACAUUCUGAUACAAUACAGUUUCUCAGUGUGCACAGUAAUGCAUCAUUCCCUAUUAUGUGAAAAGUUCAAGAAAUGUUUAACCCAAAAUAGUUCACUGAAUAAUGAAAAUUUGCUGAG
Molecule: messenger RNA, 1785 nt
Organism: Carassius carassius (crucian carp)
Lineage: Eukaryota; Metazoa; Chordata; Actinopteri; Cypriniformes; Cyprinidae
Product: zinc finger protein 740-like
Exons: 7
Coding region: 248-1045 (265 amino acids)
Biological process (GO): regulation of transcription by RNA polymerase II
Cellular component (GO): nucleus
Molecular function (GO): DNA-binding transcription factor activity, RNA polymerase II-specific; RNA polymerase II cis-regulatory region sequence-specific DNA binding
Source: RefSeq, a predicted model, not a curated record